Talaromyces marneffei is the source of this 3039-nucleotide messenger RNA. RefSeq lists its product as uncharacterized. The transcript has 4 exons. The record is from RefSeq and is a predicted model, not a curated record. NCBI's taxonomy places the organism in Eukaryota, Fungi, Ascomycota, Eurotiomycetes, Eurotiales, Trichocomaceae. Bases 1 to 3039 code for a protein of 1012 amino acids. Gene Ontology annotation, molecular function: RNA binding; protein binding.
AUGUCCAGCGGGUAUAGACGUGGCGGUGAUAGAGGAGGACAGACCGGCUUCCGUGGAGAUCGCGGAGGCAGAGGAAGAGGGGGAAGGUCCGACCAGGGAGGAGGCCAGAGACGCCGGGGAGGGAGCGGUGGUUUUCAAGGCUUUAGAGGGACUGAGCAAGUCAUCCAGGUCUUUUCCAAUCCACAAGGCCAAGAUCCGAAAGUCGCCACAGUCGAAGAUGCCUUGCAUCCAGCGACAAAGAAGACACUCGAUCUUAGCAGCUUGAGGGUGACUGAAGGCUUCCCCAUCCGUCCGGGAUACGGGACCAGAGGCACCAAAGUUGAACUCACGGCAAAUUACGUCGAAUUGUUGCCGCCAUCAGAUUUGAUUCUACACCGAUACGAUAUCCAGAUCAGCCCAGAGGUCGCAGGAAGGAAACGUUCCCGAGUCGUACAGCUCUUGCUGCGGUCGGCGGAAGUGGCAUCGCACCGGGACGAGGUUGCGACUGACUUUCGAUCUACCCUUAUAUCCAAAACCAAGUUUCCGCGUGAUGAGACCAUCAUCGAGAUCCGCUACGCUUCUGAAGGUGAAGACGAGCCGAUGGCUAGAGCCACCACAUAUAGAGUCCGUGUCCUCUAUACGAAGACCUUGUGUAUUCUCGAGUUGAUCAACUAUAUAAACUCUACGAAUCUGGACCAGUCUUUCGGAGACAAGCAGGAAUUGACGCAAGCUCUGAAUAUCUUUCUAAAUCACUUCGCCAAAUCUGCAGGAAAUCUUGUUAGUAUUGGAUCAAAGACCUUUUCUCUGAACCAAAAUGCAGUAAGAGGAGACUUAGGUUCCGGCUUAGAAGUCAUUCGGGGCUUCUUUUCAAGCGUGCGCAUGGCGACCUGUCGCAUCCUGGUCAACAUUAAUGUCAGCCACGGAGCUUUCUAUCAGUCUGGCCCUUUACUGGCGCUCAUGAACAGCUUCGGUGUCCGCAACACAGCCGCCUUGGAAAAGUUUCUCAAACUACUUCGUAUCCGAACCACGCAUCUGCCUGAAAAGCGCAACAGAGCCAACGAGGUAAUUCCCAGAGUCAAGACUAUCUUUGGACUUGCCAGGAAGGACGACGGACAUCACAUGGCUCACCCACCUCGCGUUAGACAGCAUGGAGCAGGCGCUAAAGAUGUUGAGUUUUGGAUUGACGGUGAAGCCAGCUCUUCUAGUACAGCCACGGUAGACACCAAGAGCGGGACGAAAGGCAAGGGUAAGGGCAAGGGCAAGGCUCGGCUAGAGAGAUCGGCAAUAUCCGGCUCUGGAAAGUACAUCAGUGUGUUUGACUUCUUUAAAACAACAUAUGGUCGGAUCCUGCAACACCCCGAGCUCCCGUUGCUCAACUGCGGCAGUCGGGAAAGUCCAAUGUAUCUUCCAGUAGAAGUCUGCAUUGUCCUCCCUGGUCAGCCAUCGAAGUCGAAGCUCGACGGCACCCAAACCCAGCAGAUGAUUCGCCACGCUGUUCGGAAGCCUUGGGAGAAUGCGGCCGCAAUUGUCGCGGAGGGGGUGCAAACUGUUGGUCUCGACGAGAAUUCCAAUGCACUUAUGCGCUCUUUUGGCCUUAGAAUCGCACAAGGCCUCAUCAAAAUCCCCGGUCGCGUCCUUGUCGGCCCAAAGGUUAUCUACAAGGGCAAUAAGACCGCCAAUCCACGCUUCGGUAGCUGGAAUAUGAUCGAUAUCAAAUUCAACACCGGCGCCUCACUUGCCAGGUGGUCCUACCUGAUGAUUUCGCUUUCCGGCUUACGUGAUUCAUUCAACCAGGAAAGCCUAGGGGCCGUAAUGACAGAGUUCUAUGAAGCCUUGAAAAGAAUGGGUGUCGUCGUUUCUCCACCACUCGCAGGUCAACGCCUCCUACUUCAACAUCCAGAUGAUCAUGCGAUCAGCUCAAUUCUGCAGCGUGCCGCAGGAGCUUUAGAUCUGCUUUAUGUCAUUCUGCCCCAGGCCAACACGACACUAUAUAAGCGCAUUAAGACGCUCGCAGACAAGGAUUUUGGCAUCCACACUAUCUGCUCUGUGGCUUCCAAACUUGCGAAAGAGCGUGGUCGCGACCAAUAUAUGGCCAAUAUCGCUCUGAAGUUCAAUCUUAAGCUGGGCGGUAUCAAUCAGAUCGUGGAGAACAGGAAUCUCGGCAUCGUCGACCAGAACAAGACCAUGGUUGUCGGCAUCGAUGUGACACAUCCUUCGCCUGGCUCCUCCUCCAACGCACCUUCGAUCUCUGCAAUGGUGGCUUCUAUUGACAGAUCUCUAGGGCAAUGGCCCGCGACAUUGCGCAUCCAACGCGCGAGGCAGGAGAAUGUCGACGACCUCACAGAGAUGUUUAAGUCUCGCCUGACCCUAUGGAAGACCAGAGGCAAACAUACCGCCCUUCCUGAGAACAUUCUCAUUUACCGCGAUGGAGUCUCCGAAGGUCAGUAUGAUAUGGUGCUCUCGCGAGAGCUUCCUCAACUCCGCCGCGCCUGCGAAGAGGUGUACCCAACAGCCGAUACCAAAUUAGGCCUUCCACGAUUCACUAUCAUAAUCUGCGGCAAGCGGCAUAAAACCCGAUUCUACCCCACCACCGAGGAAGACUGCGACAGGUCUGGUAAUACCAAGCCUGGCACUGUCGUCGACCGCAGGGUGACCGAAGCACGGAACUGGGAUUUUUUCCUGCAGGCACAUGCCGCACUUCAGGGGACUGCACGGCCAUGUCAUUACUACAUCGUGCAUGAUGAGAUUUUCCGGCAGGUCUAUGCGAAGUCGAUUCCGGCUCCAUUUCAGAACAUUGCCGAUAUCGUAGAAGAUCUCACACAUAAUAUGUGCUACUUGUUCGGCCGCGCAACCAAGGCUGUAAGUCUAUGUCCUCCAGCAUACUACGCUGAUCUCGCGUGUGAGCGCGCGAGAUGCUAUCUGGCAAGUUUGUUCGACACGCCGUCCCCGAGUGCGGCCCCGUCCGUGACUGGAUCAUCGGCGGCUGAAGGAGGUUGGCAGCCUGGCGCCAAUGACGUGCAGAUCCAUCCGAAGCUGAAAGACACGAUGUUCUAUAUCUAA